Molecule: messenger RNA, 3956 nt
Organism: Trichoderma atroviride IMI 206040
Lineage: Eukaryota; Fungi; Ascomycota; Sordariomycetes; Hypocreales; Hypocreaceae
Source: RefSeq, a predicted model, not a curated record
CUGCCUGCGUUUGCCGGGCUCUGAAGCUGCCCGUCUCCGUUGGCGUGUAGCGCGCGCCGAUCCACCUCGUUUCGCGCGACAAAGCCCGAAUCUGCGGACGACGCUCAUCACGCGGCCAACAUGAGUGUCCCAUUGUCUUCCGACGACAAGAAGCGCUACACCGCCCUCAUUGAUGAGAUCCUCUCCACCGCCGACCUCGAGACCAUCUCGCGCAAAAAGGUCCGCCAGGCCCUGGAAGCUGCGCUGGGCGGCAAGGACUUGAGCGAGCAAAAGGAUGCCAUCAAGAAGCUUAUAGAAGAACGCUUCGAUGCCGUCUCUGGCGCUGAUGCCGGAGAUGCUCCUCCCUCGCCCCUGCCCGACGCAUCGAGCAACAAGCGGCCGGCCGCCAACGGUGCCUCCGACUACGACGACGCCUCCGCCUCUCCCGAGCCGGCCAAGAAAAAGGCCAAGCGGUCCUCGUCUAUAGAAGAUGCCGACGCCCGCCUGGCCGCCCAGCUCCAAGCGCAGGAAAACAGACUCGCAAGGAGCCGCACCACACGUGGCGGUGGGGACAAGGCGCGGAUGGCAAAGAAGAAGGCUCCCCGUAAGAAGAGCGCCAAGAAGGUUGGAGGCGAUGACGACAGCGAGGUGGAUGCCAGCGGAGACUCCAUCAAGAAGCGUAAGGCCGGCGGUGGUUUCCAGAAGCCUUUCAACUUGAGCGAGACCUUGUCAGCGCUGUGCGGUGAAACUCAGCUUUCCCGUCCUCAAGUCGUCAAGAAGCUGUGGGAGCACAUCAAGGCCAACGAUCUCCAAGAUCCCGCAGACAAGCGCCAGAUCCGCUGCGACGAGAAGAUGCAGGCUGUGUUCAAGCAGGCCAAGGUCGACAUGUUCCGAAUGAACAAGGAUAUCGGAAGCCAUCUCUACCCCGUUGAGGAUGCAAACGCAAAUGAAUCACACGCAAUCAAACGCAGUAAUACAUUCAUCUCAUCAGCCACAUUGAUUUACAGCACCACAGACAAGGCAAACGGCUUGCCUCAUUUCGUUCGGUACAAAACCCCGGCGGUGGCCCUGCUGGAGGGGUCCUGCAACGAAAGAGGCCAAAAAAUCCGCAAUCAGCUUCUGGGGAAGGAGGCAGCAAAGACGCCUUCUUUCUUCGCCAUCAUUCUUUGCCGAACCCACCGAGGCUGCCUCUCCGGAGAGCCUCACAUCCCGAAUCUCCAUCUGCAGCGUUAUUUCAUUUCCGAGCCAACCAUGACGGCCCCAGAGGGAGCAGCUCAGACCGGCCGCGGCGACGGCAGCUCUAGAGGACGAGGCCGUGGCGGAAGAGGAGGCGGCGGGGGAGCCAAGCGAGGGCGAGGCGGCAACAAUCGAGGACAGGGACGGGGCCAAAAGGGAACACAAGAUGCUGCUGCUGCUGCUGCGACGUCGACGGGCUCAGAGGCGGCAGCCAAAGAGAACAAGGCCAUGGCCGCCACCAGGCCCGACGUCGACGACGACGACGACGAUGCCGACGUCUGCUUCAUCUGCGCCAACCCCGUGGCCCACCACUCGAUUGCGCCCUGCAACCACAAGACGUGCCACAUCUGCGGCCUGCGCAUGAGGGCCCUGUACAAGACCAAGGACUGCGCCCACUGCCGAACACCGGCAUCCUAUGUCAUCUUCACCGACGACGCCGAGAAGCGCUUCGAAGACUACGCCGACAGGGACUUCACCUCGACCGACACCAACAUCGGCAUCAAGUACACAAACGAGGACAUUGUCGGCGACACCGUGCUCCUGCUGCGCUACAACUGCCCCGACGAGUCCUGCGACUUUGCCGGCCUUGGCUGGGCCGAUCUCCAUCGCCACGUCAAGUCGGCCCAUCACAAGCGCAUGUGCGACCUCUGCACCCGCAACAAAAAGGUCUUCACCCACGAGCACGAGCUCUUUGGCGACAAGGAGCUGGAGAAGCACAUGCGCCACGGCGACGACAAGCCCGGCGCCGCCGACCAGACGGGCUUCAAGGGCCACCCGCUGUGCGGCUUCUGCGGCCAGCGCUUCUACGACGACGACAAGCUACGGGACUCGCGACAGCCGCACUACUUCCUCAACUACGAGGAGCUCGAGAGGCACUUCCAAAAGGACCACUUCCUGUGCUCGGACCGCGGAUGCAUGGAGAAGAAGUUUGUCGUCUUCGAGUCGGAGCUGGACAUGCAGGCACACAACCUCGCCGAGCACGCCGGCAAACAUGUGGGCAGGGACGCCAGACUGGUCGACAUUUCUGCUUUUGACAUUCGCCAAUCCUAUCAGCCGGAACGACGCGGUGGCCAGCGAGAAGGACGGGCUCAGGGACAGGGACAGGGACGACGAGGGGGCAACAGGGGAAGAGACCCCAACGAGGACAGCAUUCUGCCAACUGUGAGCUCGACUGUCCCCUUGCGGAGAGACGAACUGGCGUUUCAGCGACAAAUGGCCAUUGCCUCGGCGCCUUCGGGCUCGAACCGCACGUUCCGAGGACAGCUGUCGACUCCAACGCCCGCCACCGCUCCGGUGACCCCUACGCUCACACCCUCGCCAGCUCAAGCAUCUUCAGCAGCCCGGAAUGCCGCAGCGACGCCCCCUUCAAGGCCCCGAAGCGUUGGCCCAGGCGCCGGUCCUGCAGCCGCUACCAACGCCAUCGAGGCCCUCAGCCUCGCUGACACAGCCAAUCUCUCGCCCGAAGAAAGAGCUCGCCUCGUCCGCCAUGGCAGCGUCAUUGAGCGGGCUGCGAACCUCCUGGGCAACGACUCGCACAAGAUGGCUGCUUUCCGGAGCCACAUCUCGACAUACCGCCAGGACGGCUUCACUGCUCCUCAGCUCAUCGAAGCUUUCUUUGCCCUCUUCUCAAAUGCCUCAUCAAAUGCCCUGGCUACUCUCGUGAGAGAGCUGGCAGAUCUCUUUGAAGACAAGGCCAAAGCUGAUGGCCUGAGAAAGGCCUGGCAGGAUUGGCGGGCCAUCAACGAGGACUACCCGAGCUUACCGGGCCUCGGCGGCAUGCAAGGGGCAACCUCCAGUUCUAGCGGAUGGGCGAGCGCCGCGGCUGCCAACACGGGAUUCACCGUUGUUGCGCCUUCGCAGCGCAACUCGAACAGAGUCUUGAAACUUAAGAACAGCACUCGACUCGGCGGCCCAGCGCCCACCGCUUCACGAGGCCCUCCCGGCUGGGUGGCAGCAUCGUCAUCGUCAUCUUCCACAUCCAGAGCUCCAGCAGCAUCAGCAUUUCCUUCUCUGCCCACGCCGUCUGCAUCCUCAUCAUCCCGCGUAUCGACGACCGCCUCCGCACCCUCAUGGACCGCCUCGUCCUCCUCCUCCUCACAAUCUCGAGGCCGAGGCCCAGCACCGCCAAACGUUCGUGCCGAAGACGCUUUCCCUUCACUUCCCGCAGCGCCGAAACCCCAAACCACCAUUUUCGGCUAUGGCGGAGGCCGCGGCGUGAGACGCGACUUUGGCCAGCGGGAGUCUGACUUCCAAUGGGGAGCUGCUGCUGCUGCCCCCGCCGCUGCGUCGUCCGCGGUGGAGGAAGCAGAUGAUGCUGGGACGGGAGGAAAAGGCAAAAAGGGGAAGAAGAAUAAAAAGCAGAUUCUGGUACAGUGGGGAUAAAGGAACAAAAGAGAAAGAAACAAGACUUGGAAAAAAGGGGGGGUUAGAGACAACUCGCGUUCUUUUGUCUCACUCUGUUUCUUCAUUACGGAAUAAUGUUGUUUCCAUGUAUCCCUUCCCUAACUUGUUGCUAUUUUUGCUAUUGAUAAAAGGGACUGUGACGAAUUGUGACGGAUAUUCAUUGGCUAGGCUAGGCGUUGGAUUUGGUUGAUUACAUUUUAAUGCAGCGUAUUAAAGUGUAAAAUGGGCUAAUUGCAAAAGAUAUCUUUUUGUAAAAGCGAAUUGUUGGAAUAAAUCAACAUUAAAUAAAAGAGAAAAGCAAAUAAAAUCACCAUAUAGAGAGACAUGUUAAAUGACAG